Pochonia chlamydosporia 170 is the source of this 3438-nucleotide messenger RNA. Its product is annotated as NACHT domain-containing protein. The record is from RefSeq and is a predicted model, not a curated record. Lineage: Eukaryota; Fungi; Ascomycota; Sordariomycetes; Hypocreales; Clavicipitaceae. The transcript has a single exon. The coding region runs from base 1 to 3438 and encodes 1145 amino acids.
AUGUCUGGAUUAGAACCGUUGGUAGCCCUUGGUGUCGCCUCCAAUGUUAUGCAGAUCAUCAGUUUUGCCGGCGACUGUAUUUCUGCAUGCCGACGCAUUUGCGAAUCUGGGAGCCCUGAGCCCUGUUUAGACGAUUACAGCAAGCGCCUUUCUGACGUUUCAACGAAUCUGAGGAAGAGGCUUUCACAGACCAAAGGGCCUCUGGCAAACGACACCAAGGCUUUAAUUGCUGUGGCUGAGAAGUGUACUGAUGCAGCUCAAGCGCUCAGAAUAGAGAUUGCUAGCCUGUCGGCACAGCAGAGGCAUCGCGGCUUUGGAGAGGCCGUUUUGCUAGCCGUCAAGAGUAGGGUGAGAAAGAACAGACUCAAACGCUUGGAGCAUUCUCUGGAUUUAGCACGCAACACUAUGGAGAGCCAUCUGUUGGUGCAAAUGACGAAAACGAUUGACUCCACGAGUCUGUUGCAACAUGAAGCUUUUGAAAAUUUGGACCAUGAAUUGCAGCACUUUGUUCGCCAGUUCGUCAAUGGUCACAAGAGCCUUUCCGAACUUGUGGUGCGAGAGAGGGUAUCCAUCAAAUUACACGUUUCGAAAGAAACGGCAAAUGUCCAAGAUUCCGUGAAAGCGCACGUCUCUGGCGAGUUGGAAAAGAGCCAAGAAACCAUCGCCAGGCAUAUGGAUAAUGCCACUGGUCAUAUGCAGGACACCCUCUUGUGCCGACUAGACUCUGAUACAGCAUAUCGAUUGCGUAAGCGCCUCCUAGGUAGUCUUAAGUACGUCGGUAUGAACGAACGUACAAACAGCAUCUCUGAGGCGUAUCCGAAAACAUUUUCAUGGUUAUUUAGGAGCCAAGAAUCCGACAGUCAAGCAAAGGGGGAUCAAAAGUUAGACCAAGCCUCAGUAGAUGAUGCAGUGGGUUCAGAAAUCGGAAAGAUGGAUGAUUCCGCUGACGUAACGCCAGUAUCCUCGGCAGAGGAGAUAGGGCCUAAUGUGUCAAGUUGGGCUGAUUUUACCGACUGGCUUUCAUCAGACCAGUCUAUGUACUGGAUAAGUGGAAAACCAGCAUCGGGGAAGAGUACACUUAUGAAUUUCAUCCUCUCACAUCCUGACACUCUGCCCUUACUUAGGAAAUGGAGACCGAAGGUGUCGUUGCUUUCACACUUUUUCUGGAAGGCGGGAGGAAUCCUGCAGAAGAAUAUCAAGGGCAUGCUAUGCUCUUUGGUCUAUCAGAUAUUCGACAACGAUGACAACCUCGCAAAUAAGUACAUGAUGACAAUAAAGGGUCUGCAGCACAAAGAUUCUGAAGUGGACUGGGGCAUUGAUGAACUCAGAAGGCUUCUUUUCGACUGCCUAGGUCGGACGGAUCGUUCCUUUUGCAUUUUCAUGGACGGACUGGAUGAAGUCGAGCCAGAAAUGAGCAUGUUCAACGUCAUGCGUCUCAUUGAACAGCUGCAUGCCAGCAACCAAGUCAAGAUAUGCUUGUCCAGUCGCCCGGAACAGGUAUUUGAGAAUCAUUUCGGACGAUUUCCGAGUUUAAGGCUGCAAGACCUUACAGCGAGCGAUAUCAAGGACUAUACCAUUGGUACUCUCCAUCCCGGACUCAGGUCCCACGCGUCUCUUGUCGCCAGCAUAACGACCAACGCGGAAGGUGUAUUUCUAUGGGCGGUCCUAGCCAUCGAUUCACUGAACAAAGGAUUUGAGAAUGGGGACUCUCGGGACCUCCUUGUGAAGCGGCUUGAGUCAAUGCCAAGUGCCCUCACCAAUCUGUACCGGGAUAUGUGGUCUAGACUGGGUGAGGAUCAGGAUUUAUACCGGCAAUAUGUAAGCCUAUACUUGCAAAUAAUCCUGUGCCAAAGGACACUUCUCCGGGUACCGCAAUUUCGCUACGACCAAUUCAAGGGCGGCAUGACCGCUCUUCAACUUACAGUUGCCUCAUGUGAUGUCGUGAGAACUAGCUUGUUCAAGAAGAGGGCGACUCUUGGUUCAAUCGAUGUCCAGAAUCACUGUGCGAAUACUGUUAGGAUUCUGAAGGUUGCCUGUGGUGGAUUUCUAACUGUCAUUCAAAAGGACCGGGGUAUGAGAAAUCUCGGACAUGCUUCAUACGACGCCUUGAUGCCUUACAUGGAUAUGCAAGUUGAGUUCAUCCAUCGAACUGCGUAUGACUUUCUUAUCACUACAGAAGAAGGUCAGGACCUACAGAAAACAUGCCAUAUGUCGGUGGACGACAAGUAUACAAGAAUUUUUGAGGCAUACCUAGCUGAAACACCUAUUUGGUCUUGGCUCUUCAACAAUCCUCCCGUUUGGCCCAAAGACAGAAUGUGGUAUAUACCUAUUGGCCUACUGGAUUCGUUUAUGGAGUUUCUUUCGGAGAUGCGAAGAGAGUUGUCCGAACAAGCGCUGGCGUGGUUACUGGGCACUUUGCAAGAAUAUAGUGAUCGAGGGCAUUUAGCCACGGCAAGGGAGCUGGCUCUGGCCCAUCAAACCAGGCAGGGCAUGUUCUGGGCUUCCGUGGGCACAUACGGUUUCGCUGAAUACGCCUCCUCUCGGCUAGAAGAAACAGGUCCACAUGAUUUCUGUGGUUUGAGUAUGCUGCUAAAUGCUUGCAGACAUUCUCUGGACUGCAUUGCGAACGCGGAGCCUGGUUUGCCUAGGCGUUCUGAAGGCUGUCUUCGAAUAAUUCAAAAUUGUCUCAAGUCUCGCAUCCCUCCAUGCUCCAUUCUGGAUGAGAGUAAAGAGACAAGCCCCUGGCUUUGCUUCUUGGCCCACGUCCUUGGAUCCUGCACUUUCAAAGCUGAACUUGAAGAGCUCUGCAUGGUGCCGAAACCAAACAUCUUAGACAUCAUUCGGACUUUUAUCGAGACUGGCGCCGAUCUUGACGACACUACCCGCGUUGUUUGGAAUUUCCAUGUCGACAAGGCAGAAAUGUUCAUGUACAUAAGUCCCCUUUCCACGGCUUUUUGUGAAGAGGCCACAGACUUACCAUCGCCAUUCGUGGUUUUGGAGGUCAACGCGUCCAGUCUGAUACGCGCUAUUCUGAGGCUCAUGCAGAAACACGUCCAAAUAACGAGUUGCCUUGGCCACGAGGAAACGCCUCCCAAGCAAAAAGUAGUGAUGUUCUCAGCACACAUUUCUGCCUGCGAUGAGAUUGGGAGAGGACCUCUGUUAUAUGCACCUGGCUCCCCUCAAGACUGUGAGCUUUUGUUGAACUUGGUGACGCCGUGGGCUUUGAAGCCUUACGGACCAUUCAAGAACGUUUAUGAGACUGAUGAGGUGACACGACCAGCAGCGACGGGGAUCAAUAAAGUUUUGAACGGAUUAAUACCAUCUUCAACCCUGGUGGGUGAUAUGUCGCAUGCUGCGAAUGAAUGGACUCGAGAAGGUUUGCUUUCAGAACGUUUCAAAUGGCCCUACUCCAAAACUAAAUGGCAUUGUUGUGAUUGA